Messenger RNA from Opisthocomus hoazin, 4341 nucleotides. Its product is annotated as alpha-2-macroglobulin-like protein 1. Gene Ontology annotation, molecular function: endopeptidase inhibitor activity. NCBI's taxonomy places the organism in Eukaryota, Metazoa, Chordata, Aves, Opisthocomiformes, Opisthocomidae. Gene Ontology annotation, cellular component: extracellular region. The record is from RefSeq and is a predicted model, not a curated record.
AUGGGAGCACCAGUGCUCCUCUUAGCCCUGACCCUAUUCCCAGUCGCAGCUGCAGCGAGCCUGGAACCUCACUAUAUGGUAGUGUUCCCUGCUGUCAUGCACCAUUCCCGAGAGGAGAAGCUCUGCAUUCACCUCAGCUCCCUGCCUGAGGCCGUCCACCUCUCUGUUACCUUGGAGGCGACAACCCAGAAUCACACACUGGUGAAACAGGACGUGGAGAAGCCAGGCACUUUUCAGUGCAUCCCCUUCCAGGUACCUGAGUUCAUUCCCGGGAAAAGAGAUGACUCCACAUCACAUCCAGAGAAGGUGGUUUUUCUGUAUGUCCUGAUUCACAGCGGGGACAAUGUGCUCUUUGAGGGUCGCAAGAAGGUUCUAGUCAAGCCCCAGAAGAAUGUAAUUCUGGUAGAGACCGACAAGGGCUUAUACAAACCUGGAGAAACAGUGCAAUUUCGAAUUGUGAACCUUGACGAGGACCUUAAGGUCAUUAAAAAAGAAUAUUCCCAGAUAUGGCUGCAGGAUCCUGAAAAUAACCGUAUUGCUGAAUGGCUGGAUGUAAAGUCAAGACAUGGCAUUGUGGAUCUAUCCUUCCCCCUGGCCUCUGAAGCACACCUUGGGGAUUAUACCAUCUCAGUGCAACAAGACAUGGCUAAAAAAACCUUCACUGUUGCUGAAUAUGUGCUGACAAAAUUUGAACUAGAUAUUGAGCACCCUCCAUUUAUCACUACAGUGGAUGAGGAAUUUCAGCUGAAGGCCUGUGGCAAGUAUACCUAUGGGAAGCCUGUUCAAGGGAAAAUAGAUAUUGCUUUUAUCACAUUAUCAGAGUUGUUGGAAGGCAAUUUAACAACUUCUACUGAGACAAGGAAGCAAAGCAGCCAGACAAACAAGAAUGGCUGCGCUACUUUUACAGUGAAGACAGAGACCCUGGAAGCUGACAGCUACAUAGCUGUGGUGGGACAAAUGGUGGAAGAUGGAACAGGAGCAAAUACUGUGGAGAAGGCUGUAAUUCCUAUUGCGUCGAGAACGAAGUCUAUAGAGUUUAUCAACCUCCAUUUAUUCUACAAACGUGGACUACCAUACACAGGGAAGAUGUUCUGCCACAGUGGCAAUUCUCCCCUCAGAAAUGAAACAGUCUACCUAACAGUUGACAUCAAUAAUGAGGAGACACACCUGUCAUUCCUCACAGAUGAGAAUGGGGAAGUCCACUUCUCGCUGGAUACCACCAGCUGGAACAGCACACUGGUUUCUCUGAAGGGUACCUACAAUCUUGGAAAUGAUGAUAAUCAGGAUUCUUCUGAAAGUCACACAGAAGUUGAGGAUAGCUUCCACUGGCUGAAACUUUUCUACUCCGAGAGCAACAGCUUCCUUGAGAUCAAGGCCAGGGAUGAUGUGAUACCCUGUGAUCAAGAGCAGGAAGUGCAGGUGGAUUAUAUCCUUGACGGGAACAAACUCAGCUCUGAAGGAGACCACAUUGAUUUCUACUACUUGGUGAUAUCAAAAGGCAAGAUCCUUUCCAGUGGAGAGAAGCAGGUGCCUGUUCUCCAGCACGAGAAUCUGCAGGGCUCCUUCUCAUUGACGCUGACAAUUGGCAAUGACUUCCUGCCUGACAUCAAGCUUCUAGUGUAUGCGGUCUUCUUGGAUGGAGAGGUGGUGGCUGAUGCGGAAGAGUUUCAAGUAGAAAAGUGCUUUAGACACAAGGUGGUACUAGACUUCUCACGGAAGGAGGAAGUCCCAGGGUCAAGGGUCAGUUUGGACCUCAAGGCAGCUCCAGGGUCCCUGUGCUCCGUCCAAGCUGUUGAUAAGAGUGUUCUCCUGAAGACCAACAAUACUCUAACAGCAAACUCACUGUAUGAGGAGGUCUUUGAUGACAGCUUUACGAUUGGAGGACGAGGGUUCCCUUAUCACCUGGAAGACUUUGAGGCAUAUCCUUGUCUGCCCCAGCAGUCCAGUCUCAACAAAAAGACUCAGAUGGGAGGACCAUGGUACCAAAGUGAUGCUGACGUCUUUAAUCUGUUUAAGAAUUUGCGCAUGAAGGUAUUAACUAAUACUAGAAUCAAGAAACCAGUCUCCUGCGUACGACCAGACUUUGAGAAGAAGAUGUAUUCUGGAAAAGACAAUGUUGUUGAAUAUCACGUCAGCCAUGGUGAUUCUGCAGCUCCCUCUGAUAACACAAAGAAGCCAAAACCACGGACUUAUUUCCCAGAGACUUGGAUUUGGGAUUUGGUCUCCAUUGGGGAUGAGGGGAAAGCGUCUCUCCAAGUUGCUGUACCUGACACCAUCACAGAAUGGAAUGCCAACACCUUCUGUGUUGCCGAUACUGGCUUUGGGUUAUCUCCUCUGGCCACUCUCAGGGUCUUCCAGCCGUUCUUUGUAGAUCUGUCACUGCCGUACUCUGUGAUCCAAGGAGAGACUUUCCACCUAAAAGCCACUGUCUUCAACUACCUCAAGGACUGUAUCCAGGUGCGCACCACCCUCACAGAGACCCCAGAACUAAAGGUGGAUGCCUGUCCAGGCUGCCAGUUCACCAGCUGCCUCUGCGCCAACGAAGCAAAAACCUUCAAGUGGAACGUGACAGGCACCAGGCUGGGCAAAGUGAACAUCACCGUGAGCAGCGUGGCCGAAGAUUCACACGAUCUCUGUGGUAACAAGAUUGCUGUGACACCUUUGCAAGGACAGAGAGACAUAGUGACAAAACCUCUGCUUGUGAAGCCAGGAGGUGUCCUACAAGAGAAGACCCAAAAUGCCUUUCUCUGUGCUGCAGAUAACACCGUCUCUGAAGAGUUCUCCCUGACGCUUCCUGCAGAAGUGCUGGAGGGAUCUGGCCGAGCCACUUUCUCUGUGAUUGGGGACAUCGUGGGCCCAGCCCUUCAAAAUUUAGACCAGCUGCUAGAGAUGCCCUUUGGCUGCGGUGAACAGAACAUGGUUCAGUUCGCACCCAACAUCUUCAUACUCCAGUGCUUGAAUAAGACUAAACAACUGGACCCAGAAAUUGAAGAUAAAGCACUGAAAUUCCUGAGAACAGGUUACCAGCGUCAGCUGCUCUACAAACAUGAUGAUGGCUCCUACAGUGCCUUUGGGAAAGCUGACAACCAGGGCAACACAUGGCUGACAGCCUUUGUAGCCAGGUCCUUUGGACAAGCCAGCUCUCAUAUUUACAUCAAUAAGGAUCAUGUGCACAACGCUCUGCUCUGGCUGCAGAAGCACCAGCUGCCCAGUGGCUGCUUCCAGAGUGUGGGGAAGCUCUUCAACAAUGAUUUGAAGGGUGGUGUGGACGACACAACCUCAUUAACAGCCUAUAUCACUGCUGCACUGGUGGAGCUCCACCUGGAGAAGAAUGACACCAUGCUGGAUAAUGCCCUCCAUUGCCUCAAGAAUGUAACUCUUCAUAACACAAGCCUUUAUGUCAAGGCCUUGAUGGCUUACGUCUUCACACUGAGCAAGGACAUGGAGAUGAGAGAGCAGCUCCUGAGUAUGCUAGAGAAGGAAACUGCAGAGCUCCUGACAUCACAUUCCAGUAGUGAAGAAUCGUCUUCUUCUGUGAUUGAGACAGUAGCCUACAUUCUCCUGGCUCAUGUCUCCAAACCAGACUUGGCACCCAAUGAAGCCUCAGUGAGCAAGCUUGUGCGCUGGCUCAGUGGACACAGAAAUGCCUUUGGUGGAUUUGCUUCCACACAGGACACCGUUGUUAGCCUACAGGCCCUUGCUCAGUAUGCAGCCCUGAUUCCUCAGGAGACCAGAGAAGUAAAGGUGACAGUGAAAGGCAAGGAGGCUUCUCCAUUGGAGUUCCAUGUGCACAGGAACAACAAAUUGGUCCUGCAUCAGGCAUCUCUGCUUGCAGUUCCGGAAACGUACACAGUGCAGGCAACUGGCAGCGGCUGUGUUUAUGUACAGACCACUUUGUACUAUAACACCCCGCCACCAAAAAAAGAAGAGGUCUUUGUCCUGGAUGUGGAAGCAGUACCAAGAGAGUCUGAUGGUGCCAGGAAACAGCUUGACAUCCAUGUGUCUGUCAGUUACGUAGGGGACCGUGAGACCAGUAACAUGGCCCUGGUGGAGGUGGAGAUGCUGUCAGGGUUCAUUCCUGUGAAGAGCUCUGUGAAAGAGCUGGAGAAGAUAUCCCUGGUUAAAAAGACAGAGAUAAACCCAGACAAAGUCAUAAUCUACUUGGAAGAGCUGGGUGAGACUUCUCUGAAGCUUAACAUCUCAGUGGAACAAGAUAUUGAAGUGCAGAACCUGAAAGCAUCAACAGUGCAUGUCUAUGACUACUAUAAGCCAGAUGACCGCACAGCAAGAGAAUAUGUUUUCCCUCACAGUUCAGAUGCCUCAAAGAAGGGCUCCUACUAG